AUGUCCGUCUCCGUCUACCUCAUGGUGGUCGCAGCACACGCGUCGUUCUUCACCGGGUCGCCGCGCGCCCUCUCCUCGCCUCUCGGCUCUGUCGCGCUGCCACAUAGUCUAAUCCAGGGCGGGGCGAUCUCUGGGAACGCUGCCUACCGCCGCCGGCCCGCGCACGCCUGCUCGCUCGCGCGCGCGAUGCUCGACGCACUCGCCAAGCGCGGGCAGCUGCCUGUGAUCGUGCACGCUCCGGCUGUCGGAGGCGAGGGACGCUGCGCGGCGUGUUGGCUGCAGUUUCCAAGCUGGGGACGCGACGUCGACGAAGCUCGCGCGGUCGCUCCGGAUAUCCCGUUCUGGCGGCCGGCGAACACGCUCAUGGCAAACACAUGGGCAGCACAUAAUUGA
Messenger RNA from Trametes versicolor FP-101664 SS1, 393 nucleotides. RefSeq lists its product as uncharacterized. Bases 1 to 393 code for a protein of 130 amino acids. The record is from RefSeq and is a predicted model, not a curated record. The transcript has 4 exons. NCBI's taxonomy places the organism in Eukaryota, Fungi, Basidiomycota, Agaricomycetes, Polyporales, Polyporaceae.